Molecule: messenger RNA, 2051 nt
Organism: Saccostrea cuccullata (small rock oyster)
Lineage: Eukaryota; Metazoa; Mollusca; Bivalvia; Ostreida; Ostreidae
Product: caspase-7-like
Exons: 5
Coding region: 52-906 (284 amino acids)
Biological process (GO): proteolysis
Molecular function (GO): cysteine-type endopeptidase activity
Source: RefSeq, a predicted model, not a curated record
UUUACACCAAGCCUUCUGAAAGACAAGGAGAAGAAACGGAUUUUAUAGAAAAUGUCAGAGAAAAAGGAGAGGCCUAGGCCUAGGUAUGCUCAAAAGGAAAAAAUUGGAAAAGUCCUCAUUGUCACAAACCAGAAUUAUCAGAGAAAACACUUUGGUGACAAUGAGGUACCAAAUAUUAGAUGCCUAGAAUGCAAGAAAUUUCAUAUCAGGAAAGAAGAAAUGGACGGUGAUUUGAAUUCCGAGUGGAUAAAAAAAGAGGAUGCUAAAAUUAAAGAAUUAGUCGACAUAUUUAAAGCUUUGGGGUUUACAGACAUACACGGUGGUACGGAUCAGUUUGUGGAGAGGAAUAAAUCAAAGAAGGAAAUGAUUGAAUUACUGCAAGAAGUGGCCAAGAAAAACUUCGAAGAUGACUACUGUUUCAUCUGCGUAGUCUUAUCCUAUGGAAAAGAUGGCGUUAUUACCUGUGUGGAUAGAAAUUCGUGUCCUAAAACCCCCACUCCAAGUAUGAUGCUGCCCGUGGCUGAACUCCAGGAGUGUCUCAAGGGAGAAAAAUGCCCAGGGCUUCUUAUGAAGCCCAAAAUAUUCCUAUUACAGUUGGAGCCAGUUCCAGAAGAUCGUAAAGAGGGCACAGAACCCAGUCAUGUAGAAGAACCUACUAAACAACUGAAAAUUCCCAGAGAAGCAGACUUUCUUAUCUACAACUGUGAGACAGAUUAUGCCAUCAAAGCAUGGAUCAAAGGCCUGAACGCCCACGUCAAAGAUAAAGAGGAGCCAUUGGAGAUACAGAGGCUGCUAACCAGAAUGAACAACAUUAUACGCAUGCACUUCAAAAGGCAAGGCACAGGCCCUGUGGAAUUGCCAUGUGUUACCUCCCUUCUGACCAAAGAGGUGUAUCUGGGAAAAUAAAUACCAACAGUAGAACUUAUACAUUGUUUGUAGAUUGUUGGAGUAAUUUCAUGAGAUUUAAAUUUUGUCUUCUUUUUUUUAGUUUUUGAAAAAUAAACUUUCUACAAAAAUUAUGAAUACAAUAUUUAAUGUUUUUAUCUAGUUGCAAGUAGUUACGUGUACUGUUUAUAAUAUUAUAUAAUAAUUGUUUUAUUGGGUUUUGAUGGUAGGCAAUGUUUAAAACUCGACAAUUUUUGCAAUCAUUCAAAUGAUUUGGAUAGUGGAAAUUUGAAACAAAAUGAAAAUGCCCCCAUGGUGAAUGUGUAAGACACUUUUUUUAGACCUAACUUUUUUUGAUACCAAAUUGCAAGAAAUUUCGAAGCUUUAAUCAACAUAUUAUUUUAUCAGUAAGGGUAGAAUAUAUCAGUAGUUCUUUAUCAUUGCUAGUGUGUUAUGCUACUCUAGUACAUUAGUUACAUUAUUUUGCCAUAUAUAGUUGCUCAAUUAGUGCCAUAUAUUUAACUGAAAUUUACAGUACAUCAGUACCAUAUUCAGUAAAACUUGCUUAUAACGAGCGCCAGGGAUGGUUGAUUUAGCUUAGCUAUUUGUGUAAUUCGUUGAACCUGUGAAGUUAACAAUAUAAUUUAAAAUUUUGGGGGAAAUAAAAUUACUAUGCUGUAAGUCUCAAUACAUUUUAAGUGUGUUUGCUAUAAGCGUGUUUUACUGUAUUUAUACGGGCUGCUAAUUCCCUUUUUAUUAUUAUUAUUUUUUUUUUGGUUUUGCUUUGUUUGUUUGUUUGUUUUGAUAGAAAUGCAAUCAGGUACUUUCUUAGAAUCUCAUAUUUAUAUAUUAGAUAUACAUGAGACAUGUUAUGUAAAAGAGAUUUUUUGGAAGACUUUUAACAUCUGGACAUCAUCCUAAAAGGGAAGAGCAGAAAUGAUUUUCCAAGUGACUUCAUUUAGACAUCGUUCUCUGUUACAACAUGAAUUAUUUACUGGCACAGUGAUCUAUGUAGUAACUUUAGGUAUAAUAGGCGUUCCUAUUCAAUUAUUGAAUUUGCUCAUCAAGAGCAAUGAAUUCAAUGAAUUCUUGAAUUCAUCAAGAAGAAUGUGAUUUAAGAAAUAAGAUAUCAUUUUUAGAGUUGCAUUGGGGUAUGACAUGAAGUC